This is a messenger RNA of Xenopus tropicalis (tropical clawed frog), 1216 nucleotides long. RefSeq names its product meteorin, glial cell differentiation regulator-like (gene metrnl). Gene Ontology annotation, cellular component: extracellular region. The record is from RefSeq and is marked provisional. Gene Ontology annotation, biological process: signal transduction. NCBI's taxonomy places the organism in Eukaryota, Metazoa, Chordata, Amphibia, Anura, Pipidae.
GGAAGGACCUGUUGCUGGCUGCUCUGUGGAUCCGCCCACUUCCUUGCCCCUCCCAUGUGGGUGUGUCCUGUGCACUCUGUACUUGGAGGCUGGGCAGGCAGUAUCAGUUUGCACUGAGCUGGGGCAGAGGGAGCGUCUGUGUGGGGCAGAGGAAGAGCUCAGUGCUUCCCAAGUGAUGGGGAGAUCUAGCCUGGGGGUCCCUGGAUUACUACUGUUCAACCCUGGCUGGGAGGUGCCCAUCUGCCCUUGCACUGCCCUGUGCCUGCCCGCCUGGAUUACUGCCUGCUGCUGAGAUUGGGAUUUUAUUUGCUCAUUUAGCCCUGAGAUUAGCCAAUGUGCUGUGCCAACAUGUUAAGGAGGGUCCUGCUGAGCUUCUUCAUGGUGAUUCUUAUGGACCGGGGGACCUCGCAGCAAUACUCCAGCGACAUGUGCAAUUGGAAAGGAAGCGGCCUGACCCACGAGGGCCACACGAAAGACGUUGAGCAAGUCUACCUCCGCUGCUCUGAAGGUUCUGUUGAGUGGCUCUACCCAACAGGCGCCAUGAUUAUUAACCUGAGGCCUAACACUUUAACGUCCGCCUAUAAACAUCUAACAGUUUGCAUCAAACCCUUUAAAGACUCCAAGGGAGCUAAUAUUUAUUCAGAAAAAACUGGAGAACUCAAACUUGUGGUGCCGGAUGGAGAGAACAAUCCGCACAAAGUCUACUGCUUUGGCUUGGAUCAAAGGGGGCUCUAUAUCGAGGCCACCCCCCAGCAAGACAUUAGCCGCAAAAUCACUGGUUUCCAGUAUGAACUGAUCAGCCAGAGGACUCUCUCGGAUUUGCACACAGUUUCUGAUCCGUGCCGCCCCUGCAGUGAUACAGAAGUCCUGCUCGCCGUGUGCAUCAGUGAUUUCGUGGUGAAAGGGACAAUCGGCACCGUGACCAACGACGAGGAGUUGCAGGAAUCUCUUAUCGGGGUGACGGUGGAUAAACUGUACAGGCAGAAGAGUAAAAUCUUCCUUCCCAAAGAGAAUGGGGGCUGGGAGGGAACCAUACGGACUCCUCGGGAAUGCGGGGUUAAAGCCGGAUCGGGCAGCUUCCUGUUCACGGGGCGUAUGCACUUUGGGGAGCCCAGGCUGGGCUGCACGCCCCGGUAUAGUGACUUUACAAGGAUAUACCUGGAAGCGAAAAAGCAAGGGUUAAAUCCAUGUGAAAUCAGCACAGACUGAAGGCCGC